AUGCAGUCAAUGCAAAGACAAUUUGGCAAGAUCCUAAACAAAGGACCCGGAGAAAAUGCCAAGGUCGCUGUUCUUCUGAACGACUACGAAGACGCUGACCAUGUCCUCUCCCAGAUCAUCGACAACGCGAGGAUGUGGAGGGAUUCGUGGGCCGCCCUUACCAACACCCAAUUGCAGGUGGUAACCGAAUAUGAAGGCCUCUACGACCCCAUCGCCGGCGCUUCGGACGGCCAAAGUCGGCAUGCCGUCCCGACACCGCAACUCCAACUCGAGCGCACGUUCAAACUGAAGAAGGCGUACACCGAACUGAAGGCAGAAUUAGUGGAGGAGAUGGCCCUGAUCGAGGAGCAGAUUUUAAAGCCCGCGACGGAUGCGCGCACCUGCAUUGCGCCGAUCCGCAAAACCAUCAAGAAGCGGGAGAACAAGAGGGUAGAUUACGAGAAAGCACAAGAUAAGACGUUGAAGCUCCAGCGGAAACCAGGCCGGAACCCUAAGGAGGAGGCCGCCUUGGCAAAAGCCGAUGCCGAAAUGUCACGAGCGGCGGACGAAUUCGGUAUCGCCGACGAACAUCUCAAAGAAACUCUGCCGCCAAUCAUCCACGCAACAUUCAGUCUCGUCACCCCGCUGCUCUCGAACCUGGUGAUGAUCCAGAACCGGUUACUAGGAUUGUACUACACGACACUACACGGUUACUGCGAGGAGUUUGGUUUCCCAUCGCCGCCGCCUCCAAUGGAAGAGGUGGUCGCCAUCUGGAACGGAGCCAUUGGUCCCACCCGUAGCCAGAUUGAAACCAUUAGCUUCAUUGGUACCCGCGGUAAAGUGACGCAACCACCGACUAGCAGCCUCUCUCCAAGACCAGGACCAGCCCCCUUGAUCAAUGGGCCGCGUCGCUCCGUAACAGGCCUCAUUUCCGGCCCUCAGGCGCGGACCUUGCGGGUUCCAUCGAUGCCGGUGGACCGCAGCCGGACGCCCUCCCCGUCCAACUCCUACAGGCGUCCUGACAUCUCCAACGCAACGGAUUUUACGACGGCGACCAUUUUAGGCGGAGCCGAGGUUGCCCGGUCUGCGAACCCAGCACCGGGCCAACAACAACAGCAACAACAACGACCCGGCUACUUCCGCACCCCGUCGCCCGCAGCGUCCCAGGCCAGCAGCAUCGGCGGCAGUUUUAGCGGCAGCAACGGAGGUUUUGCGGCACUCGGCAAGAAGAAGCCGCCACCGCCGCCGCCGAAGCGGAAGCCGGACGAGUGGGUCGUCGCACUGUACGCGUUCGCGGGCCAGGGCGAAGGGGAUCUGUCGUUCCAGGAGGGUGAUCGCAUCAGGGUGGUCAAACGGACGGGCACAGAUCAGGAUUGGUGGCUUGGAGAACUGGGCGGCACGCAGGGUAAUUUCCCCGCCAACUAUUGCCAGCCUCUUUAA
Chaetomium globosum CBS 148.51 is the source of this 1419-nucleotide messenger RNA. RefSeq lists its product as uncharacterized. The record is from RefSeq and is a predicted model, not a curated record. The transcript is spliced from 4 exons. NCBI's taxonomy places the organism in Eukaryota, Fungi, Ascomycota, Sordariomycetes, Sordariales, Chaetomiaceae. Bases 1 to 1419 code for a protein of 472 amino acids. Gene Ontology annotation, biological process: actin cortical patch localization; endocytosis; plasma membrane tubulation. Gene Ontology annotation, molecular function: lipid binding; protein binding. Gene Ontology annotation, cellular component: actin cortical patch; Rvs161p-Rvs167p complex; medial cortex.